AUGGAAAUCGCAGAAAUGCUCGAGCGUAGAGGGAUUGACAUCUGCUGCCUUCAGGAAACCCGAUGGAAAUCGAAUGGUGUCUGUCAUGUCAACUCAGACAAAGAAAAAUAUAAACUAUUCUGGAAUGAUCAAAAGACGGCUAAAAAUGGUGUUGGAAUUUUUGUCAGAGAACCGAUAGCCCAAGAAGUACUGGAUAUUAAAAGGAUUAAUUCACGUCUCAUGUGGAUCAAGCUUCGCCUAGAAAAGCAAACAAUGAUUAUUUUUUCUGCAUACGCACCACAGACAGGCGAAUCAGAAGAGAUGAAAAAUGACUUCUGGACUGCAUUCUCUGACACCAUCUCAGCAAUACCAAAAUCUGGAACAAUCCUGAUUGGAGGCGAUCUCAAUGGCCACGUUGGA
This is a messenger RNA of Helobdella robusta, 399 nucleotides long. RefSeq lists its product as hypothetical. NCBI's taxonomy places the organism in Eukaryota, Metazoa, Annelida, Clitellata, Rhynchobdellida, Glossiphoniidae. The annotation marks the transcript as partial. Gene Ontology annotation, biological process: chromatin remodeling. Gene Ontology annotation, cellular component: nucleus. The record is from RefSeq and is a predicted model, not a curated record. Gene Ontology annotation, molecular function: catalytic activity. The transcript has a single exon.